CUGUUGCAUUUUCAACAAAAAACUUUUUCGAAUACUUAUUUUCAAUAAAUUCACAUACAAAGAAAUUUUUUGUAUUGAUUUGUAACAGAAAUUAAUUGAUUUUAACUUUUUUAAAGCUUUCAUACGCUAAUGGACAACCAAUAUUAACUUAAUGGGUGUUGUCACCUGUCACAUUUGUAUUGUUUAUUUAUAAAAAAUGUGUUAUUUACUUCGUCUUUACUUCCAAUUGCAUCGUAAUUAACAUUGUUAAUUAUUCCGCCAUUUUACUGCAGUGCCCCCAGGUAAUUACUUUCACUUUUAGUUGUUUUUUGUUCAAUUAACCUCAACAUGUUGACAAAUGCAAGAGCCCAAUUAUCAACCGAUAAGAUGCUUUUAUCACGGACUAGACUUUUAACAUCUCAAAGAACGCUCAAGGGGCUGUACAAUCACUUCACACCGACUCUCACCAUGUCUCACGUCGCAGCCCCCCAACAGACUCAAACACUGCCCCACUUACCGGUCCCCAAGUUGAGCCAAACUCUGGAAAAGUAUCUAAAAUCAGUUGAGCCAUUCUUGAACGAGUCUGAAUUAAACAAUACGAGGAAAGUGGUCUCUCAGUUUGAAAGUGGUCUUGGGCCUAAAUUACAAAAAUUAUUAGUGGAAAAAGCGCAAGAAACGGAUAAUUGGUUGGCGGAUUGGUGGCUCACGACGGCUUAUUUGGGGUACAGAGACCCUGUGGUGGUUUACUCAAGCCCAGGACUGGUUUUCCCCUUUCAAAAAUUCAAUUGCGAGGAGCAGAGACUCGAGUAUGCAGCUAAGUUGAUUGCGGGGGCCCUCAGCUACAAGGAAUUGAUCGAUAGUGGGAAAAUGCCGGUUGAGAAAAUGGGAAAGGACCCACUUGAUAUGAAUCAGUAUAAGAAAAUUUUUGGGACUUGCAGGAUUCCGGGUGUUAAACUUGACCAUUUGGAAUACAACCCACAAUCAAGACAUGUAGUCAUUGUCAGAAAUAAUAACUUUUUUAAACUCCAAGUUAUCAAUGAAUGUGGGAAAAUGCUCAAUACUGGUGAAAUAAUCAGUUGUUUGAGCGAUAUUGUCAAAGAGUCAGAGCAAGUGGGCCCCCCUGUUGGCAUCCUGACGACUGAAAAUCGAAACAAUUGGGGGAGAGCCUAUCAAAACCUCACCCUAGAUGUGACAAGUUUAAAAUCAGUUCGAGAAAUUCAAACUUCGCUCUUUUUGGUUUGUUUGGAUAAAGCAUUACCGAAUUGUGGGGAAAAUGAAAGAAUUACAGCAAGUAAACAAUUUAUACAUGGGGGAGGCUCUAACGCGAAUUCCGCCAACAGGUGGUUUGAUAAAACUGUUCAAUUUAUCGUGAGUGAAGAUGGUUGUGUGGGGUUAACAUACGAGCACUCGCCAAGUGAAGGACAACCAAUUGCAGUCAUGACUGAUUACAUUGUUGACUACAUUAAAAAUGAUACGUCAAUCCACCAUCCCGAUGUGAGGUUUAAUGGUGAUCCAGAAAAGUUGACUUUUAAUAUCGAUGACAACGUCCAAAAGGCUAUAAACUGUGCAAAUGCGAAUCUUGACAAACUUGCGGCCAAUUUGGAUUUGGAUUCAUUCCAGUUUAAAUGUUAUGGAAAAGAGUUCGUCAAGUCACAGAAAAUGAGCCCCGAUAGUUUUAUCCAAAUUGCGAUUCAGUACGCCUUUUUCAGGAUUCACCGAGUCCCGGGGGCUCACUACGAGUCCGCAGCCACCCGGAAAUACAUCCACGGUCGCACAGAAACCAUUCGUUCGUGUUCGAACGAAUCGGUCGCGUUUGCAAAAGUCAUGUUGAAUGAAUGUAAAUCCGAUAAUGAAAAAGUAGCAGCAUUGAAAGAGGCCGUCAAUGCGCACAAAAAAUACUCAAUUGAGGCUGUGAACGGUUUUGGGGUGGACAGACACCUCCUCGGUUUGAAACUCACAGCGAUUGAGAAUAAUUUGCCGAUUCCGGAUUUGUUUAGUGACCCUUCGUACACGCGAAGCACUCAUAUGAGGCUGUCAACGAGUCAAGUGGCCACAAAAUGUGAUGGUUUCAUGUGUUAUGCACCACUCGUGCCUGAUGGUUAUGGUUGUUGUUACAAUCCGAGAGCGAAUGAUAUGAAUUUCGGUGUUUCGGCAUUUGUGGAGCAUCCAGAUACCACAGCGACACGGUUUCGUGAAGCACUGGAAAUGAGUUUGCAAGAUAUGCAUGACGUAUUGGCUAAAACGCAAAAAUCGAAAUUGUGAUCUAAUAAAUUUGUAUUUGUUUUUUUAUUAAGAUAAAAAUUACUAUGUAUAAAACAAAGGUUACACUUAUUAAGUCUACUUGAAUGAAAGAUACUGAGUUUUA
Messenger RNA from Tribolium madens (black flour beetle), 2344 nucleotides. RefSeq names its product carnitine O-acetyltransferase. The record is from RefSeq and is a predicted model, not a curated record. Gene Ontology annotation, cellular component: peroxisome. NCBI's taxonomy places the organism in Eukaryota, Metazoa, Arthropoda, Insecta, Coleoptera, Tenebrionidae. Gene Ontology annotation, biological process: carnitine metabolic process, CoA-linked. The transcript is spliced from 10 exons. Gene Ontology annotation, molecular function: carnitine O-acetyltransferase activity. Bases 328 to 2241 code for a protein of 637 amino acids.